Gasterosteus aculeatus aculeatus (three-spined stickleback) is the source of this 7061-nucleotide messenger RNA. It is a transcript of the gene usp19, whose product is annotated as ubiquitin specific peptidase 19. Gene Ontology annotation, biological process: protein deubiquitination. Gene Ontology annotation, molecular function: cysteine-type deubiquitinase activity. Lineage: Eukaryota; Metazoa; Chordata; Actinopteri; Perciformes; Gasterosteidae. The record is from RefSeq and is a predicted model, not a curated record.
AUCGCGACAACCAGGAAGUGGCCUGCGCGCGCCCUCACUGCACGGAUACUCAGGCUGCGGCGUAAUGUGUUCCAAACAGAGAAGGAAUCUUCCCGCAGAGGCCAAAUAACAGCAGCAGACUGACAGUUUUUUAUUGAUAUACGCCUUUUGUUUAAAUCUCCUAAGAUAAAUAGUUAAAAGGUAACCAGAAAUGGGCCCCGGGUGAAGGAAAGAAGCUUCCAGAAGCCUUGCGGGUGUUGGAGUGGAGGCAGGGGCGGAGCGGUCCGCGGCCGGGAAGGAGCUUAGCUGCCGGGAGAAGCAGAAGGAGUCUCCGGCCAUUAUUUUAUAGGAACGGAAUUCCAUUCCCGCAAAAUUGAAGCACCCUCCCCGUCCCUAGGGUGCCUUCCUGAUUCUGUUUGGGAGAGUUCAGACCAGUAUCAUCGCCAAGAUAGCCGGGCCGGGCAGGAAGCGGCACACCUCAGAUCCAGACCCCAGCGGCGGUAGUGAUUCCGGCGACGGGCGGCCCGUCAGUGCCAAGUGCCCGAAGAUGGCGAGCAGCGGUGCAGCCGGUAACGGGUCGGUGGGCCGUCGCGGAGGAGCCCAGCAGAGAGGGGGCGGCGGCGGCAGGGACGGUGCCGACCUGCCCUCCAGUGCCAGCAAGAAGAAGCAGAAGGACCGGGCCAACCAGGAGAGCAGGGAGGCCAAGCGGGCGGCCGCUGCAGCAGCGGAGGGGGUUAUUGCCGAAGUCAAGAAAGACGUGUUUGUGGACUGGAAACAGAAUGUGAAUGAAGUGACUGUCAGACUGCGCUGUGGGGACGGCGUGCUGAGGAUAGAGGAUAUCAACACAACCUUCACUGAUACGCACUGCCACGUGCGCUUCCCUGAUGGACGGCAGUGGAGCUGCCAUUUGCAGGAGGAAAUCGAGGCGUCAUGUAGCCGAGUCCAGCACAAGGAGAAGGGAGGCUUCCUGCAUGUCAUCAUGCAGAAGAAGAUUCCCUUCCACAUCUGGCCUUCGCUUAAGUCCAACAAGAAGGAAAAGGAGGCAGCACCCACAGAGAACAACAAGGACACGCAGGAGGAGGUGAAGCUCGUUUCUUUGGAGCCAACAGAGAAACCCAAACUCCAGCCUCCCUCCUCACCUGCACCCGUCGAGUCCAGACGCGGCGGCAAGGUCGAGCGGGGUGUCAAGCGUGGCCUGAAAAGCAAACCGGCGUUCGACAAGGUAGCCAAAGACUCUGUUGGGGUGAAAGAUGGAGCUAAAGAGGGCUCAACUUCCACCGGCAAGCCUGGAGCCACGCAAGGCGAACCUCAGGAACCCAGCGCCAAGCGUACCGUCGCACAGCUGCCCACCGCCGCCGGGGAGGCCACGCCCCCAGCCGCCGGGGACACAUGCUCUGCCAAGUCGGCAGCCGGUGGGAAAGCUCCACACAAACACCUGCCCGCUGGUCAGAGCCCGGCGACACGACGCAGAGAUGGAGACAUCCGAGCGGAGAGACUCGGAGGCGGCCAGGGACACGCGCUAGGAGCCGCUGGUGGCAGGCACGCCAACGGAACUGAGGUGGCAGAGAAGCCGGACUGGUUUGGAGCAACGGCACGCGGCAGCGACGGCAAACCAGAGGAUCCGAUCAGCAACACCGAUCGCCUCGAACCGGUCGGCCCCAACGGCCAAGUUGGCCUCGCCGCUUCUCCGGAGACACGGGGAGGGAGACCGGACUCCGGGCCGGAGGAGAAGCCCUCGCAGCAGGAAGCGGAGCAGGAUACUUCCACCUGCCAGCAGCUUGAAUCCAGAGAUGACGGUUCAACGGCAGCUGCUGGCGAGGCUGCCGUACCAAGCUGGUCACCUGGUGCUGCUCAGAGGCAGGGCAGCUGUGACGGAGAGGAGAAGCAGGACCAGUCCAAGGAGGAGCCUCCUUUGGAACUGAAACAACAGGAAGCCCCAGAGCCGAUGGUUAACUUGCAGAUUGUGAAGUACGACUCGUACGAGAAGGGCACCGACCUGAUGGUGGUCAAUGUUUACACAAAGGAGAUCUGCAGGGACACGGCGAGAGUCAUCUUCAGGGAACAAGACUUCACUCUCAUCUUUCAGACAAGUGACACUAACUUUCUGCGGCUUCAUUCAGACUGUGGACCCAACACGGUCUUCAAGUGGCAAGUGAAACUCAGGAACCUGAUCGAGCCCGAGCAGUGCAACUACUCCUUCACCCCGUCCCGACUCGACAUCACCCUGAAGAAAAGGCACAGCCAGCGCUGGGGGGGCCUGGAGGCCUCCGCCCCACAAGGUGCAGUGGGUGGCGCCAAGGUCGCUGUGCCCUCUGGUCCGUCCUGCAUGGAGAAGAGCCAGCCGGGCGGCAGCCAGCACAGCCUGCCAGCCAAGGAGGAGCCCCCGAGGGUCGGGGAGGAGAAACCCAAGCCGCCUAAGGCCUCAUCCAGAGUGGACGACUGUGGUCUGGACACAGUGGCUCCUCGCAGCGAGCACGUCGCUAUCACCAAGCCGGACCCCAUGCCUAAACCAACCUGCAUGGUGCAGCCCAUGAGCCAUGCACCGCCUGCCAGCAACGAGCGCCAUGAAGAAGAGGAGGAGAAGAAGGUGUGCCUGCCUGGUUUUACAGGAUUGGUAAACCUCGGCAACACGUGCUUCAUGAACAGUGUCAUCCAGUCCCUGUCCAACACCAGAGAACUCAGGGAUUACUUUCACGAUCGAGGAUUCGAGGCAGAAAUCAACUGCAAUAAUCCGCUGGGAACAGGAGGCCGGCUGGCCAUUGGCUUCGCUGUGCUGCUCAGGGCUCUUUGGAAAGGAACACAUCAUGCCUUCCAACCCUCAAAACUCAAGGCGAUCGUGGCCAGUAAAGCCAGUCAGUUCACAGGUUACGCCCAGCACGACGCCCAGGAGUUCAUGGCUUUCUUGUUAGACGGGCUCCACGAGGACUUGAACCGCAUCCAGAACAAACCUUACACGGAGACCGUGGACUCUGACGGGCGGCUCGAUGAGGUGGUGUCUGAGGAGGCAUGGCAGAGGCACAAGAUGAGAAACGAUUCCUUUAUAGUGGACCUCUUUCAAGGCCAGUUCAAAUCCAAGCUUGUCUGCCCCACGUGCUCCAAGGUGUCAAUCACCUUUGACCCUUUCCUCUACCUGCCCGUGCCCUUGCCCCAAAAACAAAAGGUGCUCUCUGUUUUCUACUUUGCCAAGGAGCCUCAUAAAAAACCUGUCAAGUUUUUAGUAAGUGUGAGCAAGGAGAACUCGAGCACUGCCGAAGUCCUGGAUUCCAUCUCCAGGAACGUCAGGGUCAGACCAGAGAACCUCCGACUGGCAGAGGUGGGGAAGAACCGUUUCCAGCGCCUCUUCCUGCCGUCCCAUUCCCUGGACAUGGUGUCUUCCUCCGACAUGUUGUUCUGCUUUGAGGUGCUUUCCAAAGACAUGGCCAAAGAGAGAGUGGUGUUGCUCCGGGUGCAGCAGAGACUUCAGGUCCCAAAUAUUCCCAUCUCAAAGUGUGCCGCCUGCCAGAAGCCUUCCCCAUCUGAGGAAGACAAGCUGAAGCGUUGCACUCGCUGCUACCGCGUGGGCUACUGCAACCAGGUGUGUCAGAAGACCCACUGGCCCAAUCAUAAGGGUCUGUGUCGGCCCAACGCGGAGAACGUGGGCCUGCCCUUCCUGGUCAGCGUGCCCGAGUCCCGGCUCUCCUAUUCCCGUAUCACCCAGCUACUCGAGGGUUACUCCAGGUUUUCUGUCAAUGUGUUCCAGCCUCCUUUCCAGUCAGGCAGGGCAUCCCCAGAAACAUCCCAGUGCCGGGGAGACCACCCGCCAAUGGCAGCAGGCCCUCCUGAGGGUCUCGGGCCAGGGGGUGAGGCCAUGGCUGGUGGUAAUACCUGUGCGGUGGGGGAUAUGGAGAGUCCCUCUCUAUUGCCUGAAUCCCAAGCCGAGUGUCCUCAAGCCUCUGCCCUCCCCUCCGGGGACUCGAAUUCCCUCUCCUCCUCCCAAACGUCGCUCUCCACCACGCAAACUGCAGAUUCUGGAUUUUCUGCGCCAGUCUCUUCCACCUCCUGCUGCUCUCUGGACCCUCAUGCUGAAAAGGAGACGUCCUGUGAGAAGGCAGUGCGACCGGAAGCUGCAGUAACUGGGUAUCAGCAUCCCAGUGAAUCAGCAUCAGGUCACGCCAGUCAGUUUUACAUCGCUCUGCUGGACUCUGACAACAAGGAGCAGAGGCUGGAUGAGAGAGAGGACCUUCUGGCCGACCUCCCCGAAGACACAAAGCUGGAGCUGGUGUGGAAGAACAACGAGCGUCUGAAGGAGUACGUCUUGGUGAGCUCCAAAGAGCUGGACUAUGACGAGGACCCCGGCUCUCUGAGUGAGACAGCCAGAGCGGGACACUUCACCCUGGAGCAGUGCCUCAACCUCUUCACAAAGCCAGAGGUGCUGGCCCCAGAGGAGGCAUGGUACUGUCCAAAGUGCCAGCAGCACCGAGAGGCCUCCAAACAGCUGCUGCUGUGGCGUCUGCCAAACGUUUUGAUCAUCCAGCUCAAACGCUUCUCCUUCAGAAGCUUCAUCUGGAGAGAUAAGAUCAACGACAUGGUUGACUUUCCGGUCAGGAAUCUGGAUCUAAGUCAAUUCUGUAUCGGCCAGAAGGAUGAGGAACAGAUGCAGCAGCCCCCCAUCUACGACUUGUAUGCCGUCAUCAACCACUACGGAGGAAUGAUCGGCGGCCACUACACCGCCUACGCUCGCCUGCCAAGCGACAAGAACAGCCAGCGCAGUGACGUUGGCUGGCGUCUGUUUGACGACAGCACGGUGACCAUGGUGGAGGAGAGUCAGGUGGUGACGCGCUACGCCUACGUCCUGUUCUACCGCCGGCGAAACUCCCCCGUGGAGAGGCCCCCGCGCUUCCUCAGGCCCGAGUCCCCCGCCUCUGCAGGAGCCACGGCCAGCCAGGCCUCUCGAAUUUGGCGGGAACUGGAGGAAGAAGAGGAGGGGCUCGACGAAGGCCCCCGCGGACUGUUCCGCUCCGCACCGCGGAGGCGCCAGGCGCCGAGGGACCGAGCCGAGGAGGACGGGAGGCCGGCGCGGCGGAGAGAGUCGGACUAUCCCGACGACGACCGCGUGCGCUAUUUUGUUCUGGGCACCUUGGCGGCCGUGUUGGCUCUGUUCGUCAACUUGGUCUACCCCCUCUUUAACAAAUCCAGCUGGACCUGAGCGGGGGCCACUCGCAGCCAACCGACAGACGUUUGAUAGGAACAUGUGGACGAGACAGCCAGAGGUUUUAAUCCUCUAAUGGAACAAGCGACUCAGUCAUCCGUCGGCCCCCCGUUACACCCCAACGCGUGAAGUGUUACUGUGACCCUCUAAAGGGACUCCAGCACGCCGAGCGCUGCUCCCAUCAGACUUUCUCAGUCCUGAUGGGAGCACCGAUUUUAUACCAGUGUUUGUUUAAUGAGCUUUAUGCCUCACUGUGUGGAAGAGACGGGGAUCAUUCUUUCAUGUGCAACACCAGACCGAAAUUAAACAUUGAUGUCCUAACUUUAAACUAAAAACAAAAUGGAGCAAACAUACAUAGAUGUUAAUGCACUGAAUUUCUAUUAAUAAGAUAAAUUGUACACGUGCAAUUUGUAAAAACAAAAGCAGGAGAUAAUAUUAAAGGAUAAACCUUUUUAAUAGAAGCAACAAAUAGAUUGAUUGAUACAGAUCUGACUGUAAAGUCCAAGAAAACAGCUUUAUUAAAGCUGCAGCACAACGAUACCAUCAGCAUCAUGCGUCUGUGCAUCGAACUGAAUGUUUGCUGUUCAACAAGUCACAUGUUUGAAGUGGCUGUCAGGUGACCAGCUCCUAACCGCCUUUCAGUUAGAUCACGUGCACGGAAACCAAGCCAUGUACUGCUGUGGAUGUGUGGUAGCUACCAGUCGGCGUGUACCUUGUAUUUAGAAUAUCUUUUACAGUCCUUUGAGACGUGGAACUAAAGGCAUUCAUCCACCCAGGCGCUCUUCAAAGACGCUCCUUUGGCUUCAUUUUAUAACACAAGAGUUGUUGCUUUAUCUGUUUGUGUGUGUGUGUGACUUUGUUGUUUUAAGAGGAUUAGUUCUUGUUCAACAAAGUCCCACAGUAACACACACCAGUUCUUUGAGUUAGAGACUGUUGUCAAAGGAAUCCUGUGACUCAGGGCUUCCCCCUGAUGUAAUGGUGGGGAAACACUUAAUAUAUUGACGUAUCGAUAGAUAAUAUAAAUGUUGGUACAAAGGGAAACGUGUUCUAGAGCUACAGCUGAAGCCUCCUUUUGUUUUUCUUGCACUAGACCUUUAAACGGAAGGUUGAGACGACCUGCUGAAUGGCUCAUGUGAGCAGAGAGUACUGUCAUUUGUGUGUGACCUUUGUGUUGCCUUUUUAACUUCUUCAAAUUUCUACAACAAGUGUUUUCUGGGUCUUUUUUUUUUUUAACUCCUGUUUGCCUGCAGCCCCGUCCUGAUUUUAAAAUGCUCUCUAAUAUGCACUGCAGUUCAUUGUCAUCUGUUGUCCUUGUUUCUUUGUUUCCCAUGUUAUUGAACUGCCUGUCAAAGUCAGUCUACAUUUCAUAUCGAAGCCAUAGUGCAGGUGAGGACUGAAGAGAUCAACCACUUGAUCUGUUUUAGAGAUCUACAUAAUUUCAUCAUAAAUGUUGGGAUGAAGCAGAUCUUGUCACAGCCACGGUGUGUGUAAAUGUUGAUUAAGGAUUGCUGUCCUCUGAAUGUAAUGUUUUCCAACGAGAUUCUCUGUUCGGAGUGGAAAGCUAUUGAUUGUGGACAGAUGUGGAGGUCGUGAAAUGUCAGCGUAGAGCCACUUUGCCUUAGAUGCUCAGCAGAGAACCGUCGCACUGUGUGUACGUGACUCAUGCAGUAUAUGCAAGCUUCUUUAGUGUGAUGUGGGAUGUCGUUUGGAAAGAGUGACUUGACAGGAAGUGAUGUACGCUUCCUGUCUGUACUGCAAUUUGAAGGAAACAUAGUAAUUUAAUUGCAAUAAUGUAUGUAGAUCCCUUUAUCUAAUUGCUGCUUUCUGAUCUAAUAUAUAUAUAUAUAUAUAAUCUCAUUGUACUGCUUUGAGAAAUAAAAUCUCCAUCUGUUUA